Messenger RNA from Vitrella brassicaformis, 1158 nucleotides. Lineage: Eukaryota; Vitrellaceae. The record is from the annotation of a GenBank genome assembly.
AGAAAGACAUGUGGCUUGCUCAAUGUACUUAUGCACAGCUCAUCAUGGAAGUUCGAGCACAACACUCGUCAUUUUUUGUUAUCAAGAGCACUCAUUGUUCCAUACAACCCACCACCCACGAAAUUAUGCAGUCCACACAAUGGCUCAUGCGGCAGCCAUGGCCCUCGGCUCUUCGUCCGCUGACUGACUGCUCCUCUCCGAUUCGACGAAGCUCUUGCUUCGCGAACGCCUGCUUCCCCUUUCUCUCUUUCUCACGACAGGCGGCCCCACCAUAGAUGCCAGCGCCGCAGGAGAAGUGACAGCCCCCGAGGACAGACUGCGCCCGACGGGAGAGGGGCACUUGCCGAUAGCCCCCUCACUGUUUCCUUCUGCAGCUGUCUCAGCGCUCUUUUCCUCUACUGGCAGGGAAGGAGAGCUGUCAGGGGGAACAGGUAUGGGUGAAGCCAGUAGAUGUGUGGGGCGGACUCGUGGUCGAGCGACACACAAUGCCAGCGGGCCCAGAAGCCGUCCGAACCAUGUCUGCUCCCCCGGAUCAUGUGUCUGUGGGAGACACAAAGGAACGAAGAUAAGCGCGUCGAGUUCCAUCCCAUCUGUGUGGUCUCACCUGCUGGCUGGCCUCACUCACAGCAAUCGACCGCUGGCUGUCGGGCGUGUGGGGGUAGGAGGGGCAACUACCGGCCAGGGGAGAGGGCGUAUGUGGCUCCGACGGAUAAUCGAGCUCAACGCCCGUCUCCAGGACAAUGAUGCCUCGCGGCCGCCGAAGGGCCUCCAGUUCCUGCUGCAGAUCGUUGACCUGCUGCUGCAGCCAAGCCUUCUCACUCGACUCGUCAGCUUUUCUGCAGGACAGCGCACUGUAUUCCAUUCACGUGACCCUUGGUAUCGCUCGCUUACAUGAUCUUGUCAUGUUUGGCGCUGGCCUCCCGACAUUCACCCGUCUGAUGAGCUGAGAUGGCUGCGUGAGGAGAAGGGAAACUGGCAUCAUCACUGUCACAAGCCCAGGUGGGCUGGCGCUGCACCGGCAGGGUGUGUGCUGCUUGGCAGGGAGGAAGUGAGCCACUAUCGUCACAAAUGCCGGUGGAUUGGUGGAGCAUGGCAGGGGAAGUCGGGGAGCAACCAGGAGAUGCCAUUCUGGCCCUCUUCUUAGCUGGCACGCCCUUU